Molecule: messenger RNA, 1602 nt
Organism: Guillardia theta CCMP2712
Lineage: Eukaryota; Cryptophyceae; Pyrenomonadales; Geminigeraceae
Exons: 21
Coding region: 1-1602 (533 amino acids)
Biological process (GO): phosphatidylinositol biosynthetic process; positive regulation of kinase activity
Cellular component (GO): PAS complex; endosome membrane
Source: RefSeq, a predicted model, not a curated record
AUGGCUCUAACUAUCAUGAUGACGAUGGUGUUGACAGUGAAGACUUUAGCGUUGGAGUGCCUGGAGCAGUUUCACGAUCGUGCCAUUGAUGCCCUCAACAAAUCGAGACAUCCGUUCUCUUACUGUGAGGUUCUCGAGGUGUUGUUCAACCAGUGUAGAGGCAUCCACGAGGGAAGGUGGUCGAUGGCCGUGCGAUGGAUCCGAACUAUUAUCAGAUAUCGCACCAAGGAGAUUCACAACUACACGGCUGAGCUCCUCGAUGUAUUGGUAGCCCUGUCGGAGAGAGCUCGUGCGGGCUUCCACUUCGAUGUCGUCGAGCAGGUGGAACAUUGCCUGGCCGAGCUCGAGGCCGAGGUCACACAGAUCUUGUGGACGGGCGUCAAGUGGAGUGCGGAGGAUCAGGAGAGGAUAGCAAAUGUGACUGUAGAGGUUUCCAAGUCGGACAACCGGAAGCUUCGAUUCACCGUGCUGAAGUGGUUCAAGCUUCUUCUCUCGUACCAUCCCGAGUGUCUUGUGUCGGAUAAGGCGGCUGAGCUCUGUAUUGACAUCGGUAAGAGAAAGGAUCCGAUUAGGGAGCAGGAGCAGGAGCAGAGGAGAAAACCAGCAAAACUAGCAGGGGCGGAAGAGUCCUCGUUCAAAGCUCUCCUUCAGAACCUUCUGAACUUCUUCAAGGAGAAGCGAGUUCUUCUAGACACAAGAGCUUCUCUCGCCAUCAACAUGCUCUGCGAUUCCAUCGGGCCAGUGCUGCAGGUCGGAGAGUUUGUGGAGAAGCUCAAUCAGAUCCUGCUACUGGAGAGCAGGAUGAACACCUUGCGGAGCAAGUUGCCCAACUUCAGAUCGCACGCGUCAUCGUCAUCGCUCAAGCUGCGGUCCCGAGGAAGCACGGAGGAACAGAUCAAACUGUUUGGGAUUCUGUUCUCGACUUUUGUUGUCAACGAGGUCGCGGCCCUAUCCAUCGCUCUCCUGUGCCAGGCGUAUGAGAUGUCCUCGUUCAUUGUUGGCCAGAUCAUGUCGCACAUCCAUGAAGGGCGGUCGGCGUCAACGUACAACAGAAACGCUCUUCUCCUGACCAGACUGGACAAGCUCAUCCGCAUGUUUGAGCUUCCGGUCUGGGCGAGGAUGAGGCUGGACUUUAUGGAUCCUCAGAACAACCGACAUCUCAAACGAUGCAUGGAGAGUAUCGACGCUCUGAUGCCCCAGAGCAACACCUGGAAGAUUUUUAGGAAGAGGUUGAAAACUUUGCAAGUCGUGGAGAUCGAUAUUCUCGAGCAUUUCAUCCAAGAGUGCCCGCGAGACAAGCCUUCCCAGCAGCGAGCUGACGCCCCUCGCUCCUCCGGUCCUGCUGAGGAGGAAGAGAACUUGACUCGUGGAUACUUCGACACCUUCAUGAAAGGACAGGACAAGAUCUCCCAAGCUCAGAAGGGAGGACGGGAGAGAAUGCGGGACGAAGAGCAGGACAAGGACCCGGACGACGAGAAGGACGAGGACGAGGACGAGGACAAGGAGGGAACACGAGCUCUGUUGGAUCUCUUGCUCUCGCUCUCCAACUUCCUGCCAACCUCAUGUGUGGAGGCACAUGGGCCUGCCUUGUGUCUCCACUAG